AUGCAGUGGAUUACAACAGCCCUCGCUCUCUCGACGGUGGUCGCGCGUCCUGCCUACGUCAUUCGGCUCCCAAACGGUGGCAACGUGCCUGGGGUCCCAGCCCUUGGCCACGCCGACCCCGACGGCCGCGACCGCAGCCUCAACGCGUUUGGCAACGCCUUUAGCAAGUACGGUUCAUCAUGGACCAAGACGCUCUGCCAGCUCGACUCGGACGGCGACGGCGCGACGAACGGCGAGGAGCUUUUGGACCCUUGCUGCACUUGGACGCAAGGCGGGAGCCUCGCGCUGUCGUCCUUCACACCGACCGACCCUGGUGUGAAGAAUCCUUUCUCCAGCGACCAACUCGCGGCGCUCAAGUGCGGCAGCAACGCGACCAUGCCGCCAUCGUCGGUGGCAGUGCCGAGUUCCAGUAGCUCGAAAACGAGUGACAGUAGCGUCACGCUCUCGUGGUCGAGUCUGUCUGUUCUUGGCACGACACUAGUAGUAGUGUUGGCGGUGUAG
This is a messenger RNA of Saprolegnia diclina VS20, 501 nucleotides long. RefSeq lists its product as hypothetical. The transcript has a single exon. Lineage: Eukaryota; Oomycota; Saprolegniomycetes; Saprolegniales; Saprolegniaceae. The coding region runs from base 1 to 501 and encodes 166 amino acids. The record is from RefSeq and is a predicted model, not a curated record.